Molecule: messenger RNA, 3003 nt
Organism: Tribolium castaneum (red flour beetle)
Lineage: Eukaryota; Metazoa; Arthropoda; Insecta; Coleoptera; Tenebrionidae
Gene: H
Product: Hairless
Exons: 5
Coding region: 353-1600 (415 amino acids)
Source: RefSeq, a predicted model, not a curated record
AUGAACUUUUUACGAAACCGACCGAGCCGUCGACUACAUCAUCAAAAUUUCGUCGACGGUUCGUAAGGAGGCAAGCUGCUGGUGUACGUUUGUCGAUGUUGUCGUUCGUCGGUGCGGAAUAAACAAGUGGUGUGUGCGGUAAAUAAUGCCCGAAAUAUGAGGAAGGCGUAUUUAGUACGAUGUGAUCUCGAGCGUGUACCAUCAGCAGACGCAGUGGAGGUGAAAUUGCGAGAACGGUUCGCGGUAGUGUCAGCAGGUGGAAUGGAAUGAAACAUCACAUUCGAAGAAUUGGGCAAUUUAAAGAUGGUAACUUGCAACGUAUGGACCCGAAUUCCGCAGGAAACGCUAUGAGAUGCAUAUAUCCGAAUCACGCCAGUCUUCAAACACCAUCUUGACAAAAUGUUCAAAAAUGACAGAAGAAAAGCACAAAAGACAUGGCAUGAAUGGAAAUGCUGAUGGGGUUAUCAAAGACGAGCCUCCGAAGACCAGCUAUGUGCAGGGAGGGCGACUCAAGUUCUUCAAAGAUGGAAAAUUUAUUCUGGAACUGGAGAGGGCCAGAGAGGGCGAACGGGUCUCGUGGGUCUCCGUGCCCAGGAAAACAUUCUGGCCACCGCAAGGCACUGCCGCCUCCACGCCCUCGUACCGACAAGAAAGCAGUGCUUCGCUGAGUGUUUCAGACGACAACAGUUCGAUCCAGUCGUCGCCUUGGCAGCGCGACCACUCGUGGAAGCAGCCGUCGCCGCGCCGCAACCAGUCGAAAGAGUUGGUGUUCUUUUUCUGGCGUCCGAAACACAAACGUUCAUUUAGCAAAAUUCGAAAGUCACGUCGUCCGUACACAGAAAUCGUCGACGAAGUGGGUGUUGUGAAUGAAAGGACUUCGAAAGAUGAGGUGUCAAAUAACAAUUGCAAGAGUCGCGUGCGUGCUUCCUUGCUCGUCAUCGUGCAAAACCUGUCGGAGAAGGCGGCGGGCGGCGGUGCGGGCCGCGGCGACGUCGUCGUCUCUCCGCGAAAACGCUUCUUGCGCGAAAUGGAAAAGGACAAGGUGCAAUCGGAGGACGGUUGCCAGAAGAGAAGCAGGAACAAGACGCCACAGGUGACUGCCAAAAUUGGCAGUCCGGUUAGUGCGAACGGGGUUACAGAAGACGUGAAGCCGGCGCGCAAUUGCAGCUACAGCAUCACUUCCUUGUUGGCUGAAGAUCGUAACGUUAAGCGGUCACCUAGCAGCUCUCCUAGUCACUUUAAUACUGUGACGCAAUCGCAGUACUGUUCGCCUUCCUCAGAGGAUAGGUGGUAUUCGGAAAGCGUUGAUAGGUUGCGUUCCAUUGAACUCUCAGCCGAUAAAAGAGGUUAUCCUCCUUAUCCCCAUCCUUCAUACUUACCCCAUUAUAUGUACCCUUACCCUCUAUCACCAUACUAUGGUCCCGGCGUUUACGGAAGAGGUUACGUUAUGCCGCCUGUCUACCAGGCUCCCCCCAUGUCCAUAACAAUGCGUCAUGAUACUCCUUCCUGUUCCUGGGCAGCGGACCCUCCCAGGGAUUUAGAACGUCGGGAUGAUAAUAUUACAGAUAUGCCGUUGAAUCUGUCUAAACACGCCGGUUGAACCGGACACGUGCCUUCCAUUUGUUACAACUAUAUCAAUAUUUUUAUAUUAAUUAAAGUAAUUUUUAUUCUCAUAUCGUUCUAUUAAACGAAGGAACAAGACGGCAUUCGGAAUUUUUUUUCAAUAUUUUGAUGUUGUUAUUUUGUUGUGUGAUACAUAUUUUGUGGGUAAAUACUUGUUGUUUUGGAAAAAUAAUAAAACGAAAAAAUUUAGAAAAGUCUGUGUGGUUUUCAUGUGUAAAAAUAGUAAAUAUUUAUAGCUUUAAAGCAUACUAUUGUGCAAUUGACAGCUGAACAAGCAAAAAGUGUAAUUAUGAUUGGAGGUGUAUUCGAAAUUUUCUAAAUUCGCUUCUGUUUUAUUUGGUAUAUUUUAAUAGUUAGUUUUAUAUAUUUUCUCUUUAAUCGCCAAAUGUAUAUAUCAACAGUCAUUUUUGUUAUUUUUGUAAAUAUUAAAUAUAUUUUAGAGUGUUAAUUUAUCAGUGUGUUGCCAUGUUGCUCGUACUUGCUUUUGCAUUGGAAUCCUCUCGUCUUUGCGUAAAACAGCAGCGUUUUAAUUGUUCAUUAUUAUUUUACCAUCGUUUUUAUUUUAAACAAUGACAAAUUUGAUACAUAAUACAUUAAUUUUCGCUUUUUUUUAAACACUAGUCCAAGGUUAAGGCAUGUAUGAACAACUCGAGAUGUAAAUUUAUUUUGCCCAUCAAAAAAUUUAAAGUAUUCAUUUUAUGCAGUACAACCUUCAAAUUAUUUUAAUGAAUUGUUCAAGUUCCUUUUCUUAUGGUCUAAAAUGUAAUUUUGAGAAAUUAAGUUGUGUAAAUACUUACGUGUGACAUUUUACCAUUAAGAUAACAAAUUUGUAUAAAUAUCUAUAUUUUCGUACGGUUCAUUCUUCUUGAAAAGAUUCAACGCGUAAUCUUUAAAAGACAAUAGAUAGGUCUAUGUAAAAUAUAUUUUUUUUAAUUAGGAGACUCUAUUUAUAGUCAGGAUAUUUAUAGAUUUAUUUCUUCAUAUUUAAUACAUUUAUUAUGUAGAGUAUUCAACAUGUUUUUGUGCCAUUUGCUAUUAACAUAAUGUUCUUCAAAAUAAUGUAUUUUUUUAAUGGUGCGAUUUAUGACUAAAUUACGUUAAGGAUAACUUAUGAGGAAGUUACAGUUAUAAUUAUUUUUAAUGCCAAAGCGAGUAUUAACUCUUUUGAGAUCAUUUAGUUGCCUUGUUUUAUUUUCAUGUUAAUAACAUUUAACACUAUAACUUUAUUGGCACUUAACUUAUUGUGAUAUGAGUAAAUAUUGAAACUUGUAUAAUUACAAGAGUCCAACCCUUGAACUGAGUAUUUAUACUUGUAUUUCUAUGAUUGAUUAAACUCUACAGUGUAUAUUGUACAUUCAAAUACACACAUAAAGUAAUCGA